Andrographis paniculata is the source of this 2577-nucleotide messenger RNA. RefSeq names its product TPR repeat-containing thioredoxin TTL1-like. Gene Ontology annotation, cellular component: cytoplasm. The transcript is spliced from 7 exons. The record is from RefSeq and is a predicted model, not a curated record. Lineage: Eukaryota; Viridiplantae; Streptophyta; Magnoliopsida; Lamiales; Acanthaceae. Bases 274 to 2331 code for a protein of 685 amino acids. Gene Ontology annotation, molecular function: protein binding.
AAAUGAGAGAGAGAGAGAGAGAAAGAGCUGUCCGUCUCGUGAAGGAGAGGAAAACAAAACCAGUUUUAGUGCCCACACCUUCUCGCCAUAUUCCCAUCUCCAUCUCCAUCUCCAUCUCAAUUCGCCAGAUCCAUUCCAUUCCUUGAUGCUUCCACCGGAGCAGACCCAGACCCAGGCCCAAGAAGAAGAAGAGGCGCCCCCGGAGGAAGAGAAGGAGAAGGAGAAGGAGAAGCAGAAGGACCUGUAAACUAAAACCCCGAUUUCAAUCCCGAAAUGGCGUCGCAACUCGGGAGGACCAAACCUGAGUUUGCUGCGGGGGAAUCGCUCUCGGAUCGAUUCAAGGACGCCGUCAACUGCGAUGUCAACAAGCCGGACUUCCGCGAGCUCGAUCUAGGUUCGCCGGUUUCUCCGCUACGGACUCGGACCGGUGGCGGAGCCACCGCCGCCGCCGUCUCCGCUACUGCUACCUCGAGCAGCAGUAGUUCCGGCUCGUCCGGAUCGGUCUCCGGCCGGACGUCGGCAGUACCUAAUUCCAAUUUAACUAGAAAGUCCGAUUCCAAUCCCCAUAGCCUUUCCGGCGAACUCUCCGCUGACAGUUCUCCUCUGACUUCACGCAAUUUAAAGCUCGAUAACUCCCGUUCCAGUUCUGUUGGAUCUCAUCCACUGAUUUACUCCGGUUCGGCCUCCGUCAACUCCCCGGCCGUGAACGUCCUCCCCGCCGGUAACAUCUGCCCCUCCGGCCGAGUUCUAAAGGGUUCAAUCCCCAGCCGAACUACGAAGUCCGAUGUGUUAGGGUCCGGCUCCGCUAACUACGGCCACGGCAGCAUAAUCCGACCUAAGUUAGGGCUAGAUAAAGGAGGAAUGAUUGGCGGAGAGAUGGGGAAGAAAAAAGCAGCCUGCAGUAGUGAUCCAGAGGAGCUAAAAAGGAUGGGAAAUGAUCAUUACAAGAAGGGUAAUUUUGCAGAAGCUUUGAGCCUUUAUGACAAGGCCAUAGCCAUAUCUCGGGACACUGCUGCGUACCAUUUCAACCGCGCCGCAGCUUUGAUGGGGCUGAGGCGUCUGUCGGAGGCGGUCAGGGAAUGCGAGGAGGCUAUCAGGUUGGAUCCAGGCUAUGUUAGGGCACACCAUCGGUUAGGAUCUCUGCUUCUUAGUUUAGGACAGAUUGAGACUGCAAGGAAACACAUUUGUUUCGCCGGGCACCUACCAGAUCCUACGGAAUUACAAAAGUUGCAGUCUGUGGAGAAGCAUCUGAGCAAGUGCACCGAUGCCCGGAGAGUUGGGGACUGGAAGAGUACUCUGAGGGAGGUUGACGCUGCCAUUGCAGCUGGUGCAGAUGCUUCGCCUCAGCUUUGUGCGUGUAGGGUCGAAGCUCUCUUGAAGCUCCAUCAACUUGACGACGCAUUUUUAGCAUUUUCCAACAUUCCUAAAUCUUCCCCCCCUGCUAGUUCCCAUUCGCAGCCAAAGAUAUUCGGUAUGCUUUUUGAAGCAUACUUGUUCUUUGUUACUACCCAAAUCGAGCUGGCCAAAGGAAGGUUCGACAGUGCACUUGCAUCUGUAGAAAAGGCCAGACAGAUGGACCCGCAGAACGUCGAAAUCUCGAUUCUGCAGAACAAUGUGAGGUUGGUGGGACGAGCUCGUGCUCGUGGGAACGAUUUAUUCAAAUCCGAAAGGUUCACUGAAGCCUGUUCUGCUUAUGGAGAAGGCCUCAAACUCGAUCCUUCGAAUUCUGUUCUGUACUGUAAUAGAGCAGCGUGUUGGUUCAAACUCGGACAGUGGGAACGCUCGGUGGAUGAUUGCAAUCAAGCGCUCCAUAUCAAGCCGAAUUACAUCAAAGCUCUACUUCGAAGAGCCGCCUCGAACAGCAAGCUUGAAAAAUGGGUGGAAGCUGUGAGAGAUUACGAGGUUUUGAGAAUGGAGCUCCCCGACGACGCUGAAGUUGCCGAAUCUCUAUUUCAUGCACAAGUUGAACUGAAGAAAUCGCGCGGAGAAGACGUGAAUAAAAUGACAUUCGGCGGGGAAGUCGAGUCUAUUUCAAGCCUAGACGAGUUUCGUGCUGCAAUCUCUUUGCCGGGCGCUUCUGUUGUCCAUUUUAAAGCCUGCUCCAGUGUCGAGUGCAAACAAAUAUCUCCGUUUGUCGACAUGAUGUGCACUCGCUAUCCUUCUAUCAACUUCAUCAAGGUGGAUGUUGACACGGGAAAUGCCAUCGCUCGAGCUGAGAACAUACAAGUAGCGCCUACGUUCAAGAUCUACAAAAAGGGAAUUCAACUGAAGGAAAUGAUCCGUCCGAGCCCGGAAUCUCUGGAAUCAUCGGUGAGGCAUUACGGUGUUUAAAUUAAUGCACAUUCAUGAUUGCAUCCCUUACUGUGACAUACGCUGUUAGAUCGAUUCGCCUGAUUUCUUAUUAGAAGCUCAUUCGUAGAGUCGAAAGGCAUAAAGACAGCAUCGAUACGUGCUUCGCUUCCUGUUCGCCUCUCUCUCUCUCUCUCUAUAUAUAUAUAUAUAUAUAUUUAUAUGUAUAAUUCAUUCAUUCACAUCGGGUCCUUGUUGUAACAUUUUUAGACUCCAUAUUUGUCAUUC